AUGUUGAAACUUUCAUUCUUGGGUGGUUUCUCUAUUGUUAUGAUGCUCCAAGCAGUGGCAGCGCAAGCUUGUGAUCCGGCAUGCCAACAACUUAUCGCACGAGCCUCGGCUUGGGAACAGAGCCAACGUGCUUCUGAAGAUGAUUCUUUCUACUCUGUGCCCUCGAAUUACUCCACCUCACUGAAACCAGGGUCUCUUUUGAAAUUAGAAAUUGCAACGAAUUUGACAAAUUACACCGUCCCCGCCAGCCUUACCGUUUCCCGAUUCAUCUACACUACCACUGAUCUCAGUGGCACAAUACUUCCCGCUUCAGCGUACAUCCUCUGGCCUUUUGCGCCACUUACGUCGCAGUCCAGCCAGGCCGGUUUUGAAACAAGCAGUACUGCUCAGCUUGAGACAGAGCUUCACUAUCCAUUUGUAGCCUGGGGUCAUGGGACAGCGGGUACCUUUGGACCGUGCGCACCCUCCAAUUACCGCGCCCUGCAGUAUCACUUUCAAGUGCCAUUUGCUUUGGCGUCACAAGGCAUCGCCGUCGUUGCUCCCGACUACCUCGGUCUGGGAGUCAAGCAACUUGCCAAUGGCACCCGAAUUCCACAUCCCUGGGCCAGUGGGCCUUCACUAGCUUCCGAUUUAGCGAAUGCGAUUACGGCAGCGAGAGUUGCGUUCCCGUCGAUGAUUUCACAGGAUGGUCCUUUCGUAGCCAUGGGCCACUCACAGGGGGCCUUGGCAGCGUGGAGCUUCGCAGAGCGCAUGGCAAAUGACGAACUCACUCUACCAGGUUACAAAGGAACGGUCGCGAUAGCACCACCACUACGAGUGUUGGAGUCUAUAGACCGGGCUUCACAGAAUUUGAGCCUCCCAUGGGCAUCUGCCAUUCUUGGCAUCCAGAAUCUGUUGAUGCAUUCUAUCACGACGGUGUACCCACAAUACGGCAUGGCAGGUCUGACCCAGGAUGGGAUGUCGAGAUGGAAUGCCAUUACGGAAGUUGAUGGCUGCCUCCCAGUCAAGACUGCUGCCGGCAUCGGUCUCCUGCCAUCUAACAUAGCACACGCGAACUGGACGCAGAACCGAUACGUCCAACAGUUCAACAAGCGCACACUUACAGGUGGCAAAAAAAUCAAAGGACCUUUGCUGGCAUUGGUAGGAGAACUGGAUCCCUUAGUUCAGCCGGACAGCCUCAGUGAAGUGAUAGAUGAAACAUGCAAAGCGAUCAGCACCAAUGAUAGCCUGGAGUUCAACGUAUACAAAGGGUUAAGUCAUUUCCCUCUCGUCCAAGGAUCACAACAAAAGUGGAUGGGUUGGAUCAAAGACCAUUUACUUGAGAAGACUGACCAAAACUUAUCACGACGUGGCGGUCUCGAGCCAUGCGAUAGGAAGACCAUUCAGGGGCUUCAACGGGGAGCGACCAACCAGGGGGUGUUCCCCAACUUCUUGGUAGCUAGCGCGGAUGUUGGGGCAGCCUGGGAGUACGCUCUGUAA
This is a messenger RNA of Neoarthrinium moseri, 1479 nucleotides long. RefSeq lists its product as uncharacterized. Gene Ontology annotation, molecular function: triacylglycerol lipase activity. Lineage: Eukaryota; Fungi; Ascomycota; Sordariomycetes; Amphisphaeriales; Apiosporaceae. The transcript has a single exon. Gene Ontology annotation, biological process: lipid catabolic process. Bases 1 to 1479 code for a protein of 492 amino acids. The record is from RefSeq and is a predicted model, not a curated record.